Molecule: messenger RNA, 690 nt
Organism: Bipolaris victoriae FI3
Lineage: Eukaryota; Fungi; Ascomycota; Dothideomycetes; Pleosporales; Pleosporaceae
Exons: 1
Source: RefSeq, a predicted model, not a curated record
AUGACAGUCCCGUUCCACCACGAGCAGCUGGACCGGUCAAGGCGCGAGAUAAGGCUUCUCGAGCUACUCCCGAAAAAUCAAUGGCCGAACGAUUCCCAGCCUGCAUGUCGACUGUUUCAUGCUAGUCUUGAUGAACCUCCACCAUACCUGGCCUUGUCAUAUGUUUGGGGAGAUAAGAGCGACCCUAGGUCCAUACUAGUAAACGGACGUACUUUCGAAGUGACAAGAAACUUGUUCGAAGCACUAAACAGUAUAGUCGAAUCAGAGAGUUUCAUUACCUGGAUUGAUGCGAUAUGCAUCAAUCAGGCGGAUGAUGAAGAGAAGGGAUGGCAAGUCGCCUUAAUGGGCGACAUCUAUCGACAGACAUCUGAAGUGAUAGCGUGGCUUGGACCGUCAGCACACAACAGUGAUGCUGUUCUGCAACAUCUCGAUAUACUGGGCUCGAUUUCGGAAUCACUGGGCCUUCCUACAGAUACUUCGGCCUGCUUGACUGCGUGGAAAGUAAUGCUGGGGAUCAUACCGCUGGAGGGUGAUCUUACAGAGCCCACUUCCAAUCCCAAUUCCAAUCCCGCCAGGCUCUCGAUACCCUUGUACGCAUACGAAAUCCUCUUAUAUAUUAUGGGUGGCUUUGAGUCCCAUCGUUACUUGCUUCCAUUAGCUGAUCUGGACCAUCUCUUCCAGCGAAAAUGG